This is a messenger RNA of Ahaetulla prasina, 3317 nucleotides long. RefSeq names its product retinal guanylyl cyclase 2-like. Gene Ontology annotation, biological process: protein phosphorylation; receptor guanylyl cyclase signaling pathway; intracellular signal transduction. Bases 1 to 3276 code for a protein of 1091 amino acids. Lineage: Eukaryota; Metazoa; Chordata; Lepidosauria; Squamata; Colubridae. Gene Ontology annotation, molecular function: ATP binding; protein kinase activity; peptide receptor activity. The record is from RefSeq and is a predicted model, not a curated record. The transcript is spliced from 19 exons.
AUGGUCCUGACACUUUCUCCAGCCUGUUGCCCGGCCCUUAAGAUCGGUCUGAUAGGACCUUGGUCCUGUGACUCCUACUUCUCCAAUGCCCUGCCUGAAGUUGCCGCUCAACUAGCGAUGGAGAGGAUCAGGAAGGAUCCUUCCCUCGCCGCGGUCCAUCCGCUGGAUUAUGUAUUGUUUGAGGAAGAUCUCCAGACUUGGAAAGCAAUGGCUAGGUUCGUUGACUCCCCCAAGAAUCAGUCAGCAUUCAUAGGACCGCUGAAUCCUAGCUAUUGUGAGGUUGCCUCGUUGCUAGCUCAAGUUUGGAACCAACCCAUGUUAUCUUGGACCUGUCUAAACGAUGACCUGGAGAAGCCAAUUCACCAACCGUGGUUUAUCAGAACUUUGCCUUCACCGGUUACUGUCCUCCUCAACAUCUUGAGAUAUUUUAACUGGGCUCAUGUCGGCAUCAUCUCUUCCAAGGGGGACUUUUGGAUGGACACAGCCCAGAAGCUGGCUAGCAUUCUCAAAAGCCACGGGCUACCUGUGGUUCUUGUUACCUCCACCGGGAUAGAAACAGAAAAAGUAGAAGAGGCUUGGACCAAGAUAGAAGCUUCUGGAAACAUCAAAGUCCUCCUCCUCUGCAUGGCGUCUGCUCUCAUCGGAGGGGAAGUCCAAGCAACCUUUCUAAGCAAAGCCCAGGAACUCGGACUGGCUGACGGCCGAUACGUCUUUUUGCCCUACGAUACUCUCUUCUACAGCCUCCCUUACGGAAACCAUUCCUAUUUCCUUCUGGAAAACGCUGGAGCCUUCCGGAAGGCUUACGACGCGGUGCUGACGAUCACCUUACAGUCUGGAGAAUGGACUUUCUACGAAGCUUUCCAUAAGGCCCAAGAAAAAGGCGAAAUAAAAGCGGAUUUGGAACCAGAACAGGUCACUCCACUUUUUGGGACAAUCUACGAUGCCAUUUACCUGCUCACAAAAGUCCUAGCCAAAGUAGCCCGGCCUCAAACUUCCGAACCUUUGGGAGCAACUUUGAGUCAUCAUGUCAGAAAUUUGGACUUUGCCGGCUUCAGCCACAGGAUUCAAGUCGACAGCAGAGGAAGGCCGCUGGGCAGAUACAUGAUUCUGGACACGGAUGGGAAAGGAAGUCACCUGUACCCGACUUACCUGCUGGAGGCAUCUUCGGGCGUGAUGCAGCCCCUGGGGAGGACAAUCCAUUUCCCUGGGGGGAGAUCGCCCCCAGUGGAUUCGGCCUGCUGGUUUGAACCCCACGUCCCCUGCGAAAGAGAGGACGCCUAUCCAGGGUUGCUGAUCGUGAUUCUACUACUGUCACCACCCAUCUUUUUGCUUCUCUUUGGCUUGUACCUGACGUACCUCAUCAGGUCAGCAUUUGUCAACGCCGUUGUAACUUUGAAUGAUCCAUCUUCACAAUGGCACAGUCUCGACCAGAGAAACAGUCACCCCAAAUUCGUGAAAGGAUCGCAGAGGCUGUUUCUGACUUUAGACGAUCUAACUUUCGUGAACACCAAAAUCAGUAGAAUGUGGUUAACUCUGGACAAUCUCAGUGAAUCGAGAAGCUGCUCCGAAGUGCACAGCUUGAGAUCCGUGACUCACUCGUUGUCGGUGAAAAGCACAACUCUAACCUACGAAACCUCGAAUGUGGCUGUGUAUGAGGGUGACUGGGUAUGGCUGAAAAAACUCGAGACCGCAGUGACCGCUGAUUGGAAACAACGUGCAACCCCUGUGCUUACUAAGGUGAGGGAGUUACGCCAUGAAAAUGUGAAUCGGUUCCUAGGUCUUUUAUCCGACACGGGAGUUUCUGCACUUGUGAUGGGCUUCUGCUCCAGGGGAAGUCUCCAGGACUUGCUACAAAACAUGGACAUAAAGCUGGACUGGAUGUUUAAAUCAUCCCUUUUGCUGGAUUUAGUUAAAGGCAUGAAAUACUUACACAGCCAGGACAUUAGCCAUGGGCGCCUGAAGUCUCGCAACUGUGUGGUGGAUGGACGGUUUGUGUUGAAAAUCACUGAUUAUGGCUACGGAGAGCUAAUGGCAGCCCAGGGCGUCUCCCAGCAUCAGGCCUCUGCAGAAGGAUUGCUCUGGACCGCUCCUGAAUUACUGAGAGAGCCCGACGUGAACCCCAAAGGCACCUUGCAAGGCGACGUGUUUAGUUUUGCCAUUAUUCUGCAAGAAGUGAUUCUCCGAGGGCCUCCCUAUUGUACGAUGGAACUGACAGCUGAAGAGAUUAUAAGCAAACUGAAGCAACCCCUGACGAUGUUUCGUCCAAGUGUCCCGCUGGAAAAUACCCCUCUGGAAUAUAUCCAGCUGAUGACGCAGUGCUGGAGUGAAGUGCCCAGAAGAAGGCCGACGUUUGACAAGAUCUUUGAACAGUUCAAAACCAUCAACAAAGGAAAACGGACGAACAUCGUGGACUCCAUGUUGCGGAUGCUAGAAAACUAUUCCAGCAACCUGGAAGAAUUAAUCAGAGAGAGAACGGAAGAAUUGGAGGUGGAAAAACAGAAGACGGACAGACUGUUGUCUCAAAUGCUUCCGUCGCCAGUGGCCGAAACGCUGAUCAGGGGAGCAUCCGUGGAGCCGGAAUACUUCGAUGAGGUCACCAUCUACUUCAGCGACAUUAUCAGCUUCACUACCAUGUCUGCCCUCUGUGAGCCUAUUGAAAUCGUGGACCUUCUAAAUGACCUCUAUACACUCUUUGACGCCAUCAUCGGCCAUCAUGAUGUUUAUAAGGUGGAGACCAUCGGUGACGCUUAUAUGGUGGCAUCAGGGCUCCCGAAACGCAACGGCCACAGGCAUGCCGCUGAGAUUGCCAACAUGUCCUUGGAUAUCCUGAGCUCGGUGGGAGCCUUCAGAGUGAAACAUAUCCCGGAUUUGCCGGUGAAGAUAAGGAUGGGGCUACAUUCAGGCCCCUGUGCUGCAGGAGUGGUGGGCCUCACCAUGCCCAGGUACUGCCUGUUUGGAGACACAGUGAAUACGGCUUCCCGAAUAGAAUCUACAGGAUUGCCCUACAGGAUUCACAUCAGCCAAAAUACUAUGAGGAUCCUUCACAAUCUUAAAGAAGGUUACAAAAUGAACUUCAGAGGGAAGACAGAAUUGAAGGGCAAAGGGCUGGAAGACACCUACUGGUUAGUAGGAAAAAGAGGAUUCACGAAAACCCUCCCUCGACCUCCAGAAAUAAAAGCUGGCCAACCCUGGCAAGAAAUAAUCACCCGAGAAAUUAAAGCUGCCAUGAAGAUCUCCAAGAGGAAGUUCACGGACCAGCAGAUCCGAGAGCUGUAAAAUGGGUGCAGAGAGGAGGACCGACUUGCCCACCCUCCAAA